This is a messenger RNA of Vigna unguiculata (cowpea), 405 nucleotides long. The record is from RefSeq and is a predicted model, not a curated record. NCBI's taxonomy places the organism in Eukaryota, Viridiplantae, Streptophyta, Magnoliopsida, Fabales, Fabaceae.
AUGGCUUUCAAUUUCAUCAACCUUCAACCAAUCAUCUUUGGUCUUGUGCUACUCUUCACCAACAUUCAGAUUUCAUUUGCAAGUCGUUUGUUACUGCAUAAAAACAAGGUUCCAACAGAUCCACCUUCAUUUGCACCACUAUUCUCAAAGCCUAAAACUAAAACUGUUCCCAAUCCUUUGUUACCAACAAUACCGUCAUUUCAACAACCAGUUGGUGAGCUUCUCAACCCUCCUGCGUUUUCACUUCCAAUGUUGCCACCUCUCCCCAAAUUGCCUCCUCUACCACCUCUUCCACUUCUGACUUUACCACCAACUCUCUCUUGCUCUCCCUUUUCACCAUCAAGAUCUUCUUCUUUGGCCUUGCUUCAACCAAUUCCGCAUGAAAAAAUUAUUGCAAAGCCAUGA